AUGCGUGUCCAAACAGCUUGUCUCGGCCUUGUCGCCUCUCUCCCCACGGCCUUUGCAUACUGGCCCUCUUACUAUUCCCAGAAUGUCAACGUAUACAGCAAUCAGCAGCCUGAUGUGACCAUUGAGACUCUAUUCCAGUUUCCCAACAAUGGCUCAUGGAUCUCCAACUUGGUGACACGCCGCGAUGGCAGCCUGUUGCUGACCCGCCUGGACACCCCUGAGGUCUGGACCCUUGAUCCUACCAACGGAAGCGCUGCCAUGCUUCACAGCUUCCCCAUGGUCACCAGCUGUUUCGGAAUCAGCGAGAUCGAGGACGACGUGUUUGCCGUCGUGAUUGGCAACUUCUCCUCCAAGACCUAUCAGCCAACCCCAGGAUCUUUCACCGUGCAAAAGAUCGAUUUCACCAGCGCUAGUGCGAAAACAAAGCGCGCAGAGGCGCAACACACAGUUUCCGAGAUCGCUGCCAUCCCCGAGGCCGUUGCUCUGAACGGCAUGACCACUUUCAGUCGCGAGUCCCACUUGGUCUUGAUUGCAGACAGCCCCGUGGGUCUGGGGUGGAAGGUGAACACGCAGACCGGCGAGUACUCCGUGGCCCUGAACAACACCAAGCUUCGACCGGCCGAGGGCGUUGCUCUCCCCCUUGGGGUCAAUGGACUGAAGGCUCUCAAUGACUACGUCUACUACUCCAGCACCACCCGCAUGGAGUUUGGUCGUGUAAAGGUCGAUAGCGAGGCCAUGCCAGUCGGAGACUAUGAGACCAUUGCCAGUGGAUUCCUCCCCGAUAACUUCGAUGUCGCCUCUGAUGGCACCGCAUACGUUGCGACCGACCCCCAGAACUCGGUCGUUCGUAUCACUCCCUACGGUCAGAUUGCUCUCGUCGGCGGUGGUCAGCUCUCUACCAAGAUGCCCGGCGCUACUUCCUGUCGUCUCACGAGCGAUGAGAAGACUGUCUACGUCGGCACCAGUGGUGGUCAGGUCGCGCCUGUUCUGGGCCAAUUCAUGGAACCUGCCAAGGUUCUGAAGAUCACUCUCAACUAA
Molecule: messenger RNA, 1038 nt
Organism: Penicillium diatomitis
Lineage: Eukaryota; Fungi; Ascomycota; Eurotiomycetes; Eurotiales; Aspergillaceae
Exons: 1
Coding region: 1-1038 (345 amino acids)
Source: RefSeq, a predicted model, not a curated record